AUGUCUGAUAUUUGGUCGCCUCUUGGCAACGAACGGCUAAGCCUUCGGCUCCAGCUGGAGCAGAUGCUGAAGUCAGGUACCCCUGAGUCCGAUUGUGCAUCAAGCCCGCCCGGGUCGGUUGUAGAUUCUAUACAUGGUGACGAUCUGGUUCCUUUUGAGAAUGACCCAGCCGAAGGCGAGGCGCCGCUGGCAAAUGAGAGCGAUGUUGAAGCUGAUGAAGAUUGGGCGGCGCAAAUGAUGGACACGGAAAAUGUUAUCGAAGAGGAUCAGCAAGUGAAUGUCCAAUCCGUCUCUGGACCUGCAGAAGAUCCAAGCGCGCUAGCUCUUAGUGCGUGUCACGACUUGAAUAUUCGAGUGAAAAUUACGGAAGAACGCUGCAGCGGCCAGAAAAGCUGGAACGCUGAGAUGCAGUCCAGCGUGGACAGUCAACGGUUUCGACUGGCUGAGGUUGAGAAGAAGCUUACAGAAGCUGAGACCGCUCUGGCAGACUUGAUGAGCAGAGUGGCGGUUCUGGAAGGAAAGACAGACGAGUCCGGAGAGGGCACGGGCAAAGUCAACCCGAAGAGGGGUCGCAAGCAAUCGUCUCUCAAGCGUCAGAUGCCUUGA
Penicillium cinerascens is the source of this 606-nucleotide messenger RNA. RefSeq lists its product as uncharacterized. The record is from RefSeq and is a predicted model, not a curated record. The transcript has 3 exons. The coding region runs from base 1 to 606 and encodes 201 amino acids. NCBI's taxonomy places the organism in Eukaryota, Fungi, Ascomycota, Eurotiomycetes, Eurotiales, Aspergillaceae.